GUCUCUGUCCGAGUGCGAAACGGACUGCUGGCGCGAUGAUGGCUGUGUGGCUGGUGCACCUCGGGCAGAAGCUGCUGCUCUGGGGCGCGGUGAGCGCGGCCUCCCUGGCGGGCGCCACCCUAAUCCUGAACCUCCUGCAGAUGCUGGCGAACUAUGUGCAGAAAUGGCUGCAUAUGAGGCCGCUGCCGACCAUCGGGGGCGCCUACCCGUUUGUGGGACACUCGUUGAUCCUGAAGCCGGACCCGAGAGAAUUUUUUCAGCAGCUAAUUUCUUACACUGAAGAAAACCGACACAGGCCAUUGUUUAAACUCUGGCUUGGGCCAGUGCCAGUAGUGGCCAUGUAUAACGCAGAAGUUGUGGAGGUGAUUUUAACAAGUUCAAAGCAUAUUGACAAAUCCUAUAUGUAUAAGUUCCUAGAACCAUGGCUUGGCUUAGGACUUCUUACAAGUACUGGAAACAAAUGGCGCUCCAGGAGAAAAAUGUUAACACCCACUUUCCAUUUUACAAUUCUGGAAGAAUUCUUAGAUGUCAUGAAUGAACAAUCAAACAUAUUGGUUAAUAAGUUAGAAAAACAUGUUAACCAAGAAGUAUUUGACUGUUUUAUGUACAUCGCUCUUUGUGCCUUAGAUAUAAUCUGUGAAACGGCUAUGGGCAAGAAUAUUGGUGCUCAAAGUAAUAAUGAUUCUGAGUAUGUCCGUGCAGUUUAUAGGAUGAGUGAUAUGGUACAUCGAAGAAUGAAGACACCUUGGUUCUGGCUUGACUUUUCAUUCCUUUUAUUUAAAGAAGGAUGGGAACAUAAAAGGACCCUAAAGAUUGUACAUAAUUUUACCAACAAUGUCAUCACUGAACGGGCCAAUGAAAUAAAGAGAAAUGAAAAAUGUAAAGGUGAUGACAAGGGCACUACCUUCAAAAAUAAACGCAAGGCUUUUCUUGACUUGCUUUUGAAUGUGACUGAUGAUGAGGGGAAAAAACUAAGUCAUGAAGAUAUUCGAGAGGAAGUGGACACUUUCAUGUUUGAGGGCCAUGAUACCACCGCCGCUGCAAUAAACUGGACCUUAUAUUUAUUGGGUACUAAUCCAGAAGUCCAGAAAACGCUGGACAAUGAACUGGAUGAAGUGUUUGGGAAGUCUGAUCGUCCUGCUACCUUAGAAGACCUGAAGAAACUUAAAUAUCUGGAAUGUGUUAUUAAGGAGAGCCUUCGUAUUUUUCCUUCUGUUCCUAUCAUUGCCCGUUACCUUAAUCAAAAUUGCGAAAUUGGGGGCUACAGCAUUGUGAAGGGUUCUCAAGCACUCAUUGUGCCCUAUGCGCUGCAUAGGGACCCAAAAUACUUCCCAGAUCCUGAGGAAUUCAAGCCAGAGCGAUUCUUUCCCGAGAAUGUGAAAGGACGCCAUCCAUAUGCAUAUGUGCCCUUCUCUGCUGGACCCAGAAACUGUAUAGGUCAAAGAUUUGCCAUGAUGGAAGAAAAGACCAUUCUUUCCUGCAUCCUGAGGCAUUUUUGGGUAGAAUCCAACCAGAAAAGAGAAGAGCUUGGUCUGUCAGGAGAGCUGAUUCUUCGUCCAACUAAAGGCAUCUGGAUCAAGUUGAAGAGGAGAAAUGCAGAUGAAUCCUAACUGUAUUAUUGGGUUGUGCCCCUAUCAUGAAUAAGGCCUUUCUGUAAGGGAAACUUUGCAUUUACAAUGUACAGAUCAUACAUUAAAUACUCUUAAUCCCUAGACAUAAUUUUUUCUUGUCCUCAUUAACCUUAGGGUCAAGCCAACCAGAGAAAAAGUUUUUAUAUUUUCAUCACCACCACAGUUCUUAAUCCCAAAAGUAGAGCUAACUGAUAUUGGUACCCCAAUAAGCAUAUAACAAGUUUCUCAACAGAGGGAAAUGUCAAUUGACAGACCCAAAGGAUAUAAUUCAGUUGAGGUUACAGAAUUUUUUAAGGUAUUCUUGUUGACUCAGGGCCCUAAAUAUGCAUGUAUACAUAUACAUUUAAUUUGAAAAGGGUAAUUAAGCACUUAGACUUAAGGAGCUUAAGUUUUUAAAAUUAUAUCAAUGGCAUCAGCUAUGAGAAGAAUUAUUAUUAUGAUACUUUUCAGAUUUUAUCAACUAGAAGAGAUGACUUAUAAGUUGACUCAUAGGUUCUGUUCUCUUUUGACUAUGUACUUAUAGGCUUCAUUUCAUUCUACAUAGCAUCAGUAACUUUGUAUAUCCCAUACUAUCAGGAGAGAUUCCUCCUGGUAAUCUCCAAUCUCUCACAGGACCUCAUGAGGUUUGUUAACGGCUUUUGGAGCUGGAAGGACCUUAGAGUUCAUCUAGUUAUACUUCUUUUUAUUAGACGUAAGGGAAUAAGAUCAAUGAGAAGGUAAAUUUCUGGCCAAAGUCACGCCACUGAUGGGUGAGGGGGCUGGAAAUAGAGGUCUAUACUCUAAAUCUCUUCACUCCCAAUAUGACACACUUCUACUACAACAUGCUAUUGCUUUAGGAAACUCAGGUCUAUUACUCAGUGUAUCAUUAGAACACAGAUCUUCUGCCUCUGAUUUUGGCAUAUUUCUUCUAAAUUCUUCUAUCAUUAAGGAAAAUAGAAGCCAUUCAUCCAUAUUUAGUAACCUAGUAGUGUCUCAUUUAGUUUAAGGUUAAGCUUCCAGGAAAUUCAAUCCUCCAGGUAUCAAUCCUUCAAUACCUAUUAAGCUGAUAACUGACACACAUUCCCUGAAUUUUAAUUCCAUCGAAAAUAUCUCUAGUUACUCACUGAGUGACUUGAAAAAAAACUUAAUAAUUUAAAUAAGAUUGUUUCUUCAGGUUUCUCAAGACAAUAGCAGAUAGAAGCAACAAAUAAAGAGGAUGCAAUAUGUAUUCUUCAAUGAAUAUCAAAGGAAGAGGUUACAAAACCAAAGCCAUAUUACAAUCUGGGACAUUGAGGGCAGUGUCAACAGCUCUACCCACUUUAUUAUCGCAAAGAGCCCCAGCGCAGACAGGUUAUUCCGUAACUUGAUGAGAAAAAUUCCAGGAAGUACAUGAUACAGCGAAAAAUGAUUUCCAUCAUAUGGCAAACUUUGUUAUCUAGAAGUGGAUAUAUGUAGAAAAUCUGUUCCCAGAUGAGUUUGGAUAAUUAAAGUUUUAUUCAUGAAAAUCGGUAAUAU
Messenger RNA from Hipposideros armiger (great roundleaf bat), 3125 nucleotides. It is a transcript of the gene CYP4V2, whose product is annotated as cytochrome P450 family 4 subfamily V member 2. The record is from RefSeq and is a predicted model, not a curated record. Lineage: Eukaryota; Metazoa; Chordata; Mammalia; Chiroptera; Hipposideridae. The transcript has 11 exons. The coding region runs from base 36 to 1610 and encodes 524 amino acids. Gene Ontology annotation, molecular function: monooxygenase activity; iron ion binding; heme binding.